AUGUCUGGCCUUUUCUGGGCAUCUUCGACGACGAAAUUUGACGAGGAUGUUGAUCGAGCGACAGCAGAGACCCUCCCCACUGGGGAGGAAGACUUAGAGCUCAACUUUGAGAUCAGUGACUCCAUAAGAUCGAAGAGUGUACAUGCCAGGGAGGCAAUGCGUAGCAUUAAGCGGCGUAUUAACCACAAGAACCCAAAUGUUCAGCUGUCAGCCCUUGCACUCACAGACACAUGCAUUAAGAAUGGUGGUGAUCAUUUCUUAGCAGAGAUUGCGUCGCGUGAUUUCAUGGACAACCUUGUUUCCCUGCUCAAGUCUCCGGCUCUUAACAAUGACGUCAAAGGGAAGAUCCUCCGUCUCAUACAGAAUUGGGCUGUGUCGUUCGAUGGCAAGCCCUCACUCAAGUAUACAACCGAGACGUAUAGAAUUCUGAAGCAGGAAGGGUACUCGUUUCCACCUAUAGAUCCAGCCGCAAUGAGCGCCGCAAUGACGGAUACUCUGACUCCCCCGGAAUGGAUAGAUUCGGACGUUUGCAUGCGAUGUCGAACCCCGUUCUCGUUCACCAACAGGAAGCAUCACUGCCGUUGCUGUGGUCUUAUAUUCGACCAACAGUGUUCCAGCAAGUCGAUGCCAUUACCGCAUCUUGGAAUCGUACAACCAGUCCGUGUCUGUGAUUCAUGUCAUAUCAAAGUGAACAAGGCAAAAAGGCAAGUCACCUUAUGCUAUCAGCUGUACCUCCGAGGCUCGAAACAUCCCCGUAAACUGUCAAAAAGUGGGACCACGACGACAAGACCCAUCUCCGAGUCAGAGGAUGAAGACUUGCAACGAGCUAUCCAACUAUCUCUGGAGGAGGCGGGCCUUGCAGACCCUGGGCACGGUCCGCGGAGAGUAGGCUACAUACCUCCCGAGUUCCCUGGUGCAAAUGAGCCUCCUCUGGUCGUUCCAAAUGUGCAGGAUGGCCCUGACGACGAUCCGGAAUUGCGAGCAGCCAUUGAGGCGAGUUUAUGGGAAUCCCAGGCUCCGAAGGCGAGCGCGCCCACCGAAGACGAACCCGCACUGUAUGAUGGCGCGUAUAUAUCUCCAAAUUUCGAUCUGGAUCCCACGGAAUCAGAGGCUAUCCUUGCAUUCAGUCAAACGGUCGAGUCGGCUAGUGCCCAAGGAGCAACAGAUCUGAUGCAGCAACAUGGUGUAACCGAACUCUAUGAUCGAGCAACAAGAAUGCGACCAAAAUUGGCUCAAAGCUUGGAUGAUACAGGGCGUCGAGAACAAAUACUAUCUGAGAUGAAUGAGAAACUUUCCGAGGCGGCCCGACUCUAUGACAAAUUGCUCACAUCACAGAUCUCGACAUCCCGCCAUUUUGUCCCCCAACGUACUGAACCAUACCCGUCUCAUCCUGCAAGCGUACCUUACGCACCAUAUUCCGCUUCAUAUCAACCCCUUGCCUCACCUUCAUGGAAAUCGAGCCCAGUUUCUCACCAAGCGCAUAGUUCAGAACCGGAGGCGCCAACUUUUCAUUAUAACGAGCCACAAUACCCCCAAUAUGUUCCGCAAACGCAACAGCCCGAACUGUCGCAGCAGAUGACACAACCUCUUGCCCAACCGACAAUCUCCCAUGCGCAACAACAUGAACAACAUGAACCCACUCCAUCCUACAAUCCCUCUGCUAUGGCUUCGCUGACUCAACCUUCAGAGCUUCAACCGUCCCGGAUCCCCCCUCCCCCCUCUCUCUCUGCACCCAUUUCUCCUCCCCAUGAACUGCACAUACCCCCUCCAGCCAUACCGGCCUCGGUCCCUGUCGUUUUGCCCUCUCAACCUCAGCCAUACCAAUCUGUCAAUUCGAUGCCUAUAUUCCCUUCCGUACCUACCGGACCAUUGCAAUCGCAAACCUAUCGGGCGCCAGAACCUAAGGAGGCCAUGUUAAUUUCUUUCGACUAG
Messenger RNA from Cantharellus anzutake, 1932 nucleotides. RefSeq lists its product as uncharacterized. NCBI's taxonomy places the organism in Eukaryota, Fungi, Basidiomycota, Agaricomycetes, Cantharellales, Hydnaceae. Gene Ontology annotation, molecular function: metal ion binding; phosphatidylinositol binding; ubiquitin binding. The transcript is spliced from 9 exons. The coding region runs from base 1 to 1932 and encodes 643 amino acids. The record is from RefSeq and is a predicted model, not a curated record.